Messenger RNA from Lactuca saligna, 585 nucleotides. NCBI's taxonomy places the organism in Eukaryota, Viridiplantae, Streptophyta, Magnoliopsida, Asterales, Asteraceae. The record is from the annotation of a GenBank genome assembly.
AUGAGGCGUGCACUCUCCCUCAGUUUUUCAGGCUUCUUUUUAGACAAAUGUGACUCCAUACGCCAACGUUCCUCAGGGGAAAUUUUCAUCGGGGGACUUAUCACGAUCAUAGGUCGAGCCGUCGGCCUAGACUUCCCGGAUCCCGAGUACAUACCUGUCGACACCCCACCGAACUUCCUGCUAGAUUGUGACACUCUCAUCCGGAUGGAGAUGUUGCUCGAUCGGGGAACCCGCACGUACAGUUGGUUAGACUCUGACAAAGCCCCGGUUUACAUCCUGCCAAGUUGGAUCGGUUCUUCAUUCGAUACAGGCGACCCCGACACUUGGCUUCCUCCAGAUCAAUUGACCCAAGCAGGUGUAUUCCCAGAAUUCGGUGAUGAUGAGGGUGACGACGCAGAGCAACAAGAGGAAGAAGAUGACGAAGAGAACGACGAGAUGCCCGAAGCUGAGGAUCAUUUUGACCAGCCCUCGAUGCAGCAGCCGAUGUUUCCGCAUGAUCAAUUCCAGGCCCCUCCACAUCAUUUUGACCAGCCGCAUCAGCAGGAGGACACGAAGUCCCACCAUAUUUCCCCCCAUGUUCUUUGA